ACAAAAAAUAUUGUGUGUGAAAAUUUUUUUUUUUGUGGAACAUGAUUUUGUGUAUGUUUUUAAAGUUUUGUUAUUAAUUUACUAUUAUAAUUGUACAAUGUUGAAUUUUGUAAAAAAGUUGUUACUCAGCAGAAGAAGUAGAUGACAGUGUUGGAUUAUUAUUAAAUGAAAAAUUCAGUUUCUGUGAUGAACAACAAUCAUGACACCAGGAGCAGCCCUAAUGGUUCUGCUACUAAUGAUGACAUGUUCUGCGAUGACGAACCCAUCAUCGCGGGCUACUCUCAUCAGAAAAGUUUCGAGUGUGAAACUGAGAAGCGGUUACAUGGAAAUUGUAAAAGAAGAAACGUGCUCCGAUACACUUAUUCGUUUAUAUUGCAGAUCGCUGAGAUCGAUAAUAUUUAUUUUGGAAGCCGAAUAUCUUCCAAACAAAAGCAAUGCUUGUGGUUACGAUAUAGAAGCUGUAGAGAGAGAACGUCAAAAAAAGUUACGUCAAUUAGAAGAACAAAAUCGAUUUUACAAUGUAAAACUUGCAAGAUAUAUGCGAGAACUUUACAUGGCGGAAGAAGAAAAAAAAUCUCCCAUUGUUGAUUUUAGAUCAUCAUUAAACAGAAGAUGUUCGGGACUACAACAUUGUAGAUACAAAAUGUCCUCAGAUCAUCCAGGACCUCCUAUUUGGAAUCCUGCGAAUAUUCGUGUAAAAUAUGCGUGUAUACCAGAAGUAGAAAUAAAAAAAUAUUGCAAUCUACAUGUGAAAGUGAUAGAGGGAGAGGAAGGUUACAUCAAAAAUCCAGGAUAUCCUCUUUAUUAUCUUGGUGAAAAUUCAUGUGGGUGGAUAUUUAGAUCCCUCCCUGGGCAGAGGAUAGAGCUGACAAUUCACGACCUCCAUCUUCGUGCUCAUGCGCUAGAUGGAAGCUGUGUGGAUGUUAUAAGAAUAAGAGACAGUGGUAAAACAAUUUAUGAAAAUUGUGGAACCGCUGCUGGAAUUACUGUAAUUUCAAAUACAAAUUUAGUAACAGUUGACCUCGUUGCAUCGAAGAAUUUGUAUCCCGCCCGCGGAUUUUUGUUGCAAUAUAAAGUUUUAGGUUGUCCCGAAGUAUCAGCACCAAACGGAAGCUUUGUAUCGAAUGGAACCCUUGAAACUAGAACUUUCCAAUGUCGAAUGGGUACAAUAUUUCCGGACUCAAAACAAAGGACAAAAACGAUCGUUUGCAAAAAUGGUCGAUGGGACAAAAGCGUUCAAACUCUGACAGGUUGCAUUGCGACGUCAGCAUUAAUUCUCAAGACUGAGGCAGAGGAGAAUCAUUUGUCGAGUCUAUCUGGUGACAACUUGGGUUCAGAGGUGAGAAGAGGAUACGAAAACGCAGUCGCGGAUUUCUCAACUCCAGUUAUGGAUUCGGCGCAAAACAUGUUGAAGGAACCAGACUACAUCGUAGAUUUCAUUUUACCAACCGUCCUGAUAGCCUUGCUCUUCGUUGGCAAUGCUGUCAUUGUCUAUGUCAUUUUCCAAUACAGAAAAAGGAAAGCACCGUCUGAGGGUCAUGUGGAAGAAGUUGCUUUAGACGCUGCAAAUGGAGUUCCUCCAGUUUAAUUGGAAAAUUACUAAAGACUAGUUUAGGACAAAACGAAUGAAAGGAGAGAGCGAGAGAGAGAGUAUCUAAUUAUGGCCUAAGAUUAUACUCAAAACUACAGAGGAGUCAUGAGAAAAUUUGUGAACUCAAUUUUAUCGUCAUCGGGUGGCGCACGAAGAAAACCACCCGCACACACACACACACAUACACUAUUGCAUUUCCGAGUUCUGUUUUUCCUCAAAAGAAAAUAAGGACGAUAUGAACAAACUGAAGAUAAUUCAUUCAUGUGCCAGAGUACAGAUACCCUAUGGCGUAUCUGGCCUCAAAUUCCUCUGCUUUUAUUUUUCUACCUUCAUCAUUCAAAAAAAUAAAUUUCACAUACAUUUAUUUUUCAUCAAUCACAUUAUCAUUUUAAGUUUAAUUUUACUAAUAUUGUCAAAAGUUAUUAUAUAUAUGUACUUUUAAUUAUUUACAAAGUUGUAUUAUAAUGUAGGAAGAUAUAUAUAUAUGUAUAACAAAUAAAUAUAUAUUAAAAUAUAAAUAUAUAUAUAAAAUAUAUAUAUAUUUCGUCCAAAUGUAAUUAAGUUAAAAUAAACGAAUGUUUUUCGUAAAAUAGACAA
This is a messenger RNA of Leptopilina boulardi, 2188 nucleotides long. RefSeq lists its product as uncharacterized. The record is from RefSeq and is a predicted model, not a curated record. Gene Ontology annotation, biological process: negative regulation of inflammatory response. The transcript is spliced from 10 exons. Lineage: Eukaryota; Metazoa; Arthropoda; Insecta; Hymenoptera; Figitidae. The coding region runs from base 200 to 1588 and encodes 462 amino acids.